This is a messenger RNA of Propithecus coquereli (Coquerel's sifaka), 2013 nucleotides long. RefSeq names its product spermatogenesis associated, serine-rich 2 (gene SPATS2). The transcript has 12 exons. Lineage: Eukaryota; Metazoa; Chordata; Mammalia; Primates; Indriidae. Gene Ontology annotation, cellular component: cytoplasm. Bases 250 to 1887 code for a protein of 545 amino acids. Gene Ontology annotation, molecular function: protein binding. The record is from RefSeq and is a predicted model, not a curated record.
UUCCCUCUAGAAUCUCCCUGGAAAAAGAGACAUGAAUGUAUGCAAUGAUACUUCCUGACAAGAAGUUGAUACCAGAGAAGGAAAGCAGAUUAACAGCUAGUGAGCAGAAUUUUGAACAACCAGGAUUUUGUAUUUAUCACUUCUAACUACAGACUUCUGUUGCCCGUUUAAAUCAGAGAUACCUGCACUCAGAACCACAAAGCAAAAGGAUACUUUUCUUCCGUAUUUUUUGAGAUCAAAGAUACUGCAAUGUCUAGGAAACAAAGCCAGAAGGAUUCAUCAGGAUUCAUUUUUGAUUUGCAGUCUAAUACUGUACUGGCUCAGGGAGGAGCUUUUGAGAACAUGAAAGAGAAGAUAAAUGCAGUGCGUGCAAUAGUUCCCAAUAAAAGCAACAAUGAAAUCAUCCUGGUUUUGCAGCACUUUGAUAAUUGUGUGGACAAAACAGUACAAGCAUUCAUGGAAGGUAGUGCCAGUGAAGUACUCAAAGAAUGGACAGUAACAGGCAAGAAAAAGAACAAAAAGAAGAAGAGCAAACCAAAACCUGCAGCAGAAGCAAGUAACAGUAUCCCUGAUUCCAGUAAAUCAGUUUCCAUUCAAGAGGAACAGUCUAUGCCUUCCUCAGAGAAAGGUGGUGUUAAUGGUUACCAUGUCAAUGGUGCCAUCAAUGAUACUGAGUCUGUGGACUCACUUGGUGAAGGUUUGGAGACACUUUCAAUAGAUGCCAGAGAACUGGAGGAUCCUGAGUCUGCCACACCAGAUAUGCUGGAUAGAACAGGAUCCAUGCUGGAGAAUGGUGUCUCUGAUUUUGGGUCCAAGUCUUGGACUAUGCACUCUAUUCAGAAUUCUCAACAAUCCAGGAAUGCUGCCAAAUCUCUCUCAAGACCUACCACAGCACCUCAGUUUUCAAAUCUGGGGAUGGAUGAUGUUCCCUUCUCCACCAAUAAAAAGUUAGGUUCCAAUAUUGAAAAAUCUGUAAAAGACCUCCAGCGCUGUACAGUGUCUCUUGCGCGGUAUCGAGUUGUAGUUAAAGAAGAGAUGGAUGCUUCCAUUAAGAAAAUGAAACAAGCUUUUGCUGAAUUGCAGAGCUGUUUAAUGGAUCGGGAAGUGGCAUUGCUUGCUGAAAUGGACAAAGUGAAAGCUGAAGCAAUGGAAAUUUUGCUCAGCCGACAAAAGAAAGCUGAACUUCUAAAGAAGAUGACUGAUGUGGCUGUUCGAAUGUCAGAGGAGCAAUUGGUUGAGCUCAGAGCCGAUAUCAAGCACUUUGUUAGUGAACGUAAAUAUGACGAGGAUCUGGGACGAGUAGCCCGGUUCACCUGUGAUGUGGAGACCCUAAAGAAGAGCAUUGAUUCAUUUGGACAAGUGUCCCAUCCAAAGAAUAGCUAUUCAACCAGAUCCCGAUGUAGCUUAGUUACACCUGUGUCCUUGAGUAGCCUGAGUGAUGCCUCUGCUGUUUCCUCUUCCACCUGUGCCUCUGCCCCCAGCCUUACAAGUGCUAACAAGAAAACCUCUGUGCCAGGAGAGACACCUGCAGCCACAGCAAACUCCAGUGGCCGGACCUACCAGCCGCACCGGGAGGUAUUACCUGGGAACAGACGAGGAGGACAAGGCUACAGGCCACAAGGCCAAAAGUCCAGUGACCCUACGAACCAAGGGCGACAUGACAAUGUGGGUCGUUACAGAAAUAGCUCGUGGUAUUCAUCUGGUUCUAGGUAUCAGAGUGCUCCGCCCCAGACACCAGGAAACGCUAGUGAAUGGGGCCAGGCUCACUCUGCAGGGACCAGUGGAACUGGAGUCAGCAUGGAGCCUAGCCCACCUAAGCCCUCAUUCAAAAAGGGGCUCCCCCAGCGCAAACCCAGGACCUCUCGGGCGGAAGCUGUGAACUCUUGAGGAAAAUUCCAGUUGGCCUCUCUUGUAUCCCACACAGUUCAACUUGAUAACUGGACUUUAGGAAACUUAUAGUUAGAUUUAAUAAUAGAAAGAAGUUUAUGCAUAUAACUUUUUGUGCCAUUCUAA